Messenger RNA from Homalodisca vitripennis (glassy-winged sharpshooter), 1720 nucleotides. Its product is annotated as UDP-glycosyltransferase UGT5-like. The record is from RefSeq and is a predicted model, not a curated record. The transcript is spliced from 7 exons. Bases 110 to 1705 code for a protein of 531 amino acids. Gene Ontology annotation, molecular function: UDP-glycosyltransferase activity. Lineage: Eukaryota; Metazoa; Arthropoda; Insecta; Hemiptera; Cicadellidae.
CGGAAGGGUCUCCGAUACGUUAUCUCGGCUCAUUAAAGUGUAAGUAGAUGAAGCCGGGGAGUAUGUAUUGGCACAGUAGUACGCGUCGUGCGGCAGAGACUACAGCACCAUGCGAGGACUCUGCAGGGGCAUGUUAACGCUGGCCAUCGUGAUGAGUGUGCUCAGUGCCCCAGUGGUGGAGAGUGCCCGUAUCCUGGCAGUAUUCCCCUUCCCCAGCAGAAGUCACAGUAUCAUGCAGUACACAAUAUUGGUAGAGCUUGCCUCAAGGGGCCACGAGGUGGUGGUGUACAGUCCUUACCCUCCGCCCAGCAGUGCUGCCAACAUCACCUAUGUGGAGCUGACCACAUCACUGUUCAACAGGCAGAAAACUUGGAAAUUUGACGACUUCUUCAAAAUAUGCAGCAAAGAAUCUUUUUAUGGUUUUGGUGUGGAUGCUCUAUGGGAAGUAGGGCUAACGGUGUGUGAAGAUGUGCUGAAAGAUAGCAAAAUAUCAGCGCUACUGAACUCAACAGAAAAAUUCGACCUCGUUUUCAUAGAACCUUUAUUUGCUCAAGAAUCUUUCAUAGUAUUUGGCCACAAAUUCCAAGCGCCAGUAGUAAAUUUCCAAGGGUUCGGAACUUGGUCCAUUUUGAACUACAUGUCUGGAAAUUCACUUUCCAUUCCAUAUAUUCCGGACAGCCGUUCUUUUCCGUUUUCAAAUAAAAUGUCAUUCAUGGAAAGACUCCAGAACACAAUAUCAACAGUGAUAACUCUGACCUCUUAUCAUAUGACCCACCUACCCAAGCACCAGAAGUUGAUCCAGCAGUAUUACAAGAACUCUACAUCUCCACCAAUCCUUGAUAUGCUGAGAAAUAUAUCACUGACUCUAGCAAACGCACACCACACUCUGGAAUAUACAAGGCCAUAUACACCCAACAUCGUGCCCAUUGGUGGAGCCCACAUGUCUUCUCAUCAGGAUGAUUUACCUCAGAAUAUUAAGAAUUUUCUGGAUGAUGCCAAAGAAGGUUUUAUAUACUUCAGUUUAGGAACAAUUGUGCCUGCGCAUGUUUUACCGGAUAGCUACACGCAAGCAUUUCUAAAUACCUUCAGGAAAUUACCCAAUAAAGUACUAUGGAAAUUUGGCAUAGACAACUUACCAGGACUUCCAAAAAAUGUAAAGCUAAUUAAGUGGGCUCCUCAACAGGCCGUAUUAGAGCAUCCAAACUGUGUGCUGUUUAUUACCCAUGGUGGAGUAUUCAGUCAGUAUGAGACUUUGCACGCUGGUGUUCCUGUAGUUGGGAUUCCUUUUUUUGGAGACCAAAGGUAUAAUGUGAAGUACUAUGAGGAUCUUGGUGUUGGAGUGAAGUUGGACUUCUUGACUAUAACAGAAGAGACAUUUCACACUGCAAUAACAACCGUACUAAAUGACACAAGGUACAAGAAGAACGCAGAAAGCCUGUCCAAGAUUGUCCGAGACAAGCCGAUGGCACCCCUGGACUCAGCAGUGUUCUGGAUAGAAUAUGUGCUGAGACAUCCAGGUCAGCACCUCAGGCCUGCCUCAGCACUGCUGCCCUGGUAUCAGCUGUGGCUACUGGACGUGGCAACAACAAUAAUCAUCUUCCUCAUACUGGUAUAUCUAAUUCUGUAUAAGCUUUCCAGGUAUUUGUUGAGCUGUUGCAACCGUAAAAAAACUUUCAGUAUUUCAAACCACAAGAAAAUAAAAUAAAUAUUUUUACAGAAA